AUGUUCUGUGAGAAAGCCAUCGAACUGAUCCGAGACCUGCAGCGGAGCAGCGACGGACAGCUGCCCGCCUUCAGCGAGGACGGGCUGCGGCAGGUUCUGCAGGAGAUGGAGACUUUAUAUGAACAGAACCAGGCUGACGUGAAUGAAGCCAAAUCCUCGGCCCGCUCGGACCUCAUCCCCUCCAUCAAGCUGCGUCACUGCUGCCUGCUGAGGAACCAGCGCUGCGUCCUGGCCUACCUGUACGACCGGCUGCUGAGGAUCAGAGCGGUGCGGUGGGAGUACGGCAGCGUGCUGCCCACCAACGUUCGAUUCCAUAUGUCAGCUGAGGAGGUGCAGUGGUUCAGUCAGUACAAGAAGUCUCUGGCCUCCUUCAUGCGCUCCCUCGGCGGGGGGGUGGGGCUUGACGUCACUCAGGACAUGAAGCCUCCAAAGAGUCUCUACAUCCAGGUGAAGUGCCUGAAGGACCACGGAACCUUCGAGAUCGACGACGGAACUGUGAUCCUGCUGAAGAAGAACAGCCAGCACUUCCUGCCGCGGUGGAAAUGCGAGCAGCUGAUUCGUCAGGGCGUCCUGGAGCACGUGGUGUCCUGA
Messenger RNA from Nematolebias whitei (Rio pearlfish), 591 nucleotides. It is a transcript of the gene gins1, whose product is annotated as GINS complex subunit 1 (Psf1 homolog). Gene Ontology annotation, biological process: DNA replication; DNA strand elongation involved in mitotic DNA replication. Gene Ontology annotation, cellular component: GINS complex. The coding region runs from base 1 to 591 and encodes 196 amino acids. NCBI's taxonomy places the organism in Eukaryota, Metazoa, Chordata, Actinopteri, Cyprinodontiformes, Rivulidae. The transcript is spliced from 7 exons. The record is from RefSeq and is a predicted model, not a curated record.